Drosophila ficusphila is the source of this 9159-nucleotide messenger RNA. Its product is annotated as neurofilament heavy polypeptide. Bases 814 to 8409 code for a protein of 2531 amino acids. The record is from RefSeq and is a predicted model, not a curated record. The transcript is spliced from 8 exons. Lineage: Eukaryota; Metazoa; Arthropoda; Insecta; Diptera; Drosophilidae.
AUUAGUCGCGCGCGGAACGGCACGGCAAACGAUCCACGAUCGACGACACAUCGAAAAAAAAUAUAAAAAACUAGAAAUAUAAUAAUAAUAACAACCACAACGACGACGCAUGGACGGAUCAGCGGACUCCGUGCGCGAUUUUCAUUCACUUUUCACCCAACUUCUCGCUCAGUUCUCGAACACAUAAACCGGCACAUAUAGAUACCAUACUAACCCGACCAGUAAUAAACGAGCCAACCGGCCAGCGGUUUCCCAAAUGCCCAGCGGUUCGGCAGUCCAGCGGCGGCAGUUAGCAGGAAAACUCAUCGUUAUCCAUUGUAAUCGUUAGAGUUAGACAAAAACGUCGCGCUGUCACGUAAUGCCCAUUCAAUUUAAUUUCAUAAUUAAUUUUUUUGGAAUAUCACACUGAGUGAGGAAAAGAGUGUUGUCGCCAUUUCUCGUGAUUUUUUGGCAAGUAUGGAAUAUGAAAAGUGGCCGAGUGUGUGUUAAAUUAAAUCACCGCAUUAUAAAUAACUCGAGAAAUUUUUAAAUCUAAAAUAUAUUCACGGCAGAAAGAGAUAUAUAUGUAUAUAUGCGAGUAUAUCUAUGGACGCGCCAAGUAAUCGAAGCGACAAAAAAUACGCAAAGUUCGAAAAAAGACGCGGGACUGUGUGUGUUUGCCAAAUGUCACUUGUGUGUGCGUCACUGAAGAUAAACCACGAGAGCACAUAAAAAAUAAAAGGAAAACGCACACACAAAAAUAAAUAUAUCUUAUUCUAUUUACGCGCGUGUCUUGUAGCCAAAAAGUAAAUCUCAGCCAGCAGCAGCCACAAAAUGGAGUCGAAACGCUCGAAAAAAGGACGCAAAUCGCGGCCAGCUCAGGAUGAGAAUCCUCACCCGCAACAGCAGCAGCAGCAGCAACAUCAUCCUUGGGACGAAGGCCUUUCAGCAGAGAGUCCCCCAACAAAUAGAGUAAUUCCCAGCACGGGCACAGCACUGACCCGAUUCCUGACCUGUAUGGCACCCGUGAUUGUGUCGCUACCUGGCGCUGGAAGUAGCCCCACUGAGCAGCCGACCAUACUCCUGAUCAAUGGCAUCGCCAGCGAUUCUCAGCUAGAGGAUAAACAGGCGAAAGCAGCCGCCCUAAAGUUAGCCCUCGAUAACAACAACGUCGAGCCGGAAAAGUCCCCCUUCGAACCCACUACUCCAGGAGGCUCUCACUUACUCGACUUCGAGUCGCAUCUCAUCGAGAGCAUUGCCGACAUCGCCAGUGGCGUGGGCAUUCGGGAGUUGACCCCCUUCGAGCAGGAACUGCAACAGGGCACCUCAAAGGCUGGCACCGAUGACUCAGAGCCCGUGAUCGAGGUUGAACCAGCUGGGGCCCAGAUCAAGAAGCCCGUGGAAACUUCACCGCCAGCUCAUCAAAUCGCCGAGGUUGACGAGACGGCCACUCCGUCGGAGGAAGUGCGUCGCACCGCCGAGCAAUUGGUGGACGAGAUCGAACAGGAGCUGAUCCAGGCACUCAGCCGGGAUGUAGACGAGGCGCAGCGGGUGCACAAGGAUCAGAUCCAGCGCGAUCGCGAGGAGCUCAAUUUGCUCAGCCAACAGGUGGAGGUGCAGCUGAAUGAGCUGACCGGCAUUCUGAAGAACAAACCCCAGGCGGAUAUUGUCCUAGAACUGCCGACGAAGGAGGAGGAUCACGCCGCCAAGCCAAUUGUUGCCGCUCCCAACGAACUGAAGCUCGUGGAGGUGCCCACUCCAAAAACCGAAGCCGAAGAGCAGGAACGCAAGGAGUUCAUCGACUCACUGCCACAGAUCGAACAGAAUCGCCAGCAAACUGGAGGAGCAUCUGGGGAGACAGAUGCCCAGAAACUGUCGGCGGACUGCAAGAGGGAGUACUACCAGUCCCUGAAGAAGUACCUCCUGCACAGCAGCCAGGAGAAGCCACCAGUGCCUCUGCAAACAUAUCGCUGGGAGGACCUGAAACGAGCCAAGGAAAGGGGUGGCUAUCCCUGGACUCACCUGUACAAACGCCCAUUGGGACCCGACGAAGAGCCGGAGAUUGUUCUGCUCCUGCGGAAAUCUCAGGAACUGCGCUUCAAAUCCGAAUCUCCCAAAUCCCUGAAGAAAGUGCGCUACGACGAGCAGGUUUUGGUAAAGGAAACCGAGCGCUACAUUCAGGAUCUAUCCGAGGACGAGGCGGUUGCCACCACCACUGACGACAGCAGCGAGGAGUCCUCCGAUUCGGAGACCGAGUCCGAAAGGGAGCAGCACAACGAGGACGCCCUGAGCGAGUGCAUCUCCUGCGUCUCCGAUUCCGUUCUGGCGGUUGGAGGUCACGCGCGACCAAGGAAGACCAAUCGCUUGGCCCACAUCCGUGACCUCAUCCGACGCAGACGAAGUGGUCGCACCCACGAGGACGCCCAGUCACUGCCCGGCAACUCGGCGAAUCCCAGUCGCCAAAGUAGUGUUCACGAGCUUGCUCCGCCACCGGGAUCCCUGAUUCCCAACACCGAGAAGCCUUCGAAGACCAGCAAACCCAAGCAGGGAUUCGAUAUCAUGAAGAAGCUCAAGAGCUUGGCCGAGCGCCAAAAGAAGCGGUUGAAUAUCAAGAGGAUCACCCUGAAAAAGGAGGAGAAGAUUGUCCUGGGGGAGCAGCAGAAGAUCAUGAAGCUGAAGGCCUCGCCCAAAUCGGAUCGCGGUGAGAUUCCCCACUUCAUCGAAAAGCAGGACUCAGAUGAAAUCUUAGAGCUAGUGGAAUACGAUGAAUCUCCCUGCCGUAAGCGAACCAAGGAGGAACUGCUGGAGGAUCAGCCCAGUGGGAGUGGUAGGGUGCCGGAACCCGAGGAGAUCAUUGAGCUACCGGUGACCCAAACUGAGACGGAGACUCCCAAGCUGGAAAUCUCCGAGCCCGCAGAGGAAAAACUGGAAGGCAAGGAGGAACAAGAACCAGAAAAAGAAUCUGAAGAGGACCCGCCCAAGAAAACUCCACGCAUUCGUAGGGAACAUGUCUACGAGGAGAUUGGUCAGGCUGCAGCUCAAGCAGAAGUGGGUCAGCCCAUCCUGGAGCUGGAAUCUCUAAAGAAAUCUCUAACACGUCAGGACAAUCUGGCCAUCGAUGAAAUUGAGGCUGCUAAAGCAGUGCCCCUGGAUCGAAUGGGCAGCAGUGAGGAGGAGCAGGUGACCGCCGGCAAGCCAGGUGCUCUGCUCGCCCCCAUUUCUUCCAUCGACUCCACCUCCUCGGACGAGGAACGUGCCCGACUGGCGCAACUUUCACCCGUCGCCGAGGAGAGUGACGAACCCAUGGAACUGAGUGCCGAUCUGCGUCCUUCCCUCAAGAAAGAGCCUUCACCAGCACCCUCGGACAAAAAGGUGACCUUCUCGCACGUCGAGGACGAAGCGGAACCGCAUCGCGAGGAUGUUGAGCUGCCCGAGGACGUCCUGGAGGCGGCCACCAAUGCGAACAAGUGGAAGAACGAGAGUGAUCAUGAAUACGAGCCCGUUGGCGUGACGCUGGCGCACGAAUCCUCGCCAGCACUUGGCCCCCAAAGCGAACCCAUGGACAUCGAUGUGGCACUCAGCUCGUCUGGCACCACGCCACGCACCGAAUCUCGCACAGACUACGAAAUCCACACCAGCCAGGUGGACUCGAGUGCCUUGGAGGAGCUGCCCCUGCAGCCGGAGAACCGUCGCAAGGGCUUCAUGGCUACUGCCCAGGAUCGCACCAAAAAGAUGCAGGAUGGCAUUCGACAGCAGGCCGGGAAACUGCGCACCCGCCUCCAGACCAAGCCGAAACCCAAACCCGUUUCGGGCAGUCCCAAGGCGAAGGCCAAGGAGCGGCGACGCUUCAAGGCGCCCGAGUUCUCCAAGAUCAAGAUGCCCGAGAUCAAGCGACCGGACAUGUCCAAGUUGAAGGAAAUCAAGCGACCCGAGUUCACCAAAUUCAACAAGCCGGACAUGUCCAAGUUCAAGUUGCCAGAAAAGUUCUCCACGUUGAAGCUGCGACGCAGCAAGAGUUUCAAGGAGAACGAGGGUGAUGUGGUUUCGGAGGAGUCGCCGGAGAACACAGGAGCCACUGCAUCGCCCACUCAAACGCAGCCGACACCCAAGAAAAAGUUUGAGUUUAAUUUCGGUACCUAUCCACGGGCGUUCCGCAAAAAGAAGCCCGUUGAGGAGCCGGCUCCCUUGGUCACGGAGUCAUCAUUGGGCACCGAGGGAUUGAGUGUGAUCCCCAGCACAGAGACUCAGCCUUCGCAGACCUCGACGAGUUCCCCGCAAGGUGAUCGCGGACCAGGACCCGUUCGAUCCCGUUGGGCGGACAAGUUCUCCGAUGUGAGUUACAAUGAUAGCGAGGGAUCUCGUUACCGACGUUAUGGCAGCGAAUUGGAGAGCUUCGACCGGGAGUCCUCGCUGGAGCGCCGCAUGAAGGAGGACCUCGAGGGCACCGAGGAUACAGCGAGUGAGGCGCAGCCACAGAAGGAGAUGAACAUCCUGGGCGUGGUGGCCGAUAGCAAGCAGUUUGCUGAAUUCGACGAGGAGAAUCGUGCCAUUCACGAAAUCUCAAGCAAGAGAUCGAGGGAGUUCAAACGGCGUCCAAUGGUGCACCAGGAUUCGGAUCUGCGCUCGGAGGACAGCAGAGAUGCCGAGGGAUGGACCGAGAAGGAUAUACAGAAGAACAAGCUGUUGAGGAAGGCAGAACUGGAGGCGGAGGCUGGUUUCUACAAGUUCCACGACCUGCAGGAUGCCCAAUCAACCGCGAGUUCCGGCAAAAAGGUGGUGAUGGAGCCCAUUGACGAUGACGAGUUCUUCCUGCGCAAGCGCGGCAUUUCCGAGGAUAACAUCCAGUUGCGCCAGUACAUCAGCGAGGCGAUUCGCGAGGGUUACGACAUGCCGAAUGCCCUGAAGCACGUGGGUUACUCCGCGGAGCAGGUUCCGGCGGAGUAUGGUGACUAUGAUGUGCCACCCGCGAAGCCACGUCGUUUGCAUCGCAACUACCAGCCGGAGUUCGAGUCGCAGGAGUUCCAGCGCAGCGACUACGGCGACGAUCUCUCCAUGUCGCAGAACGGCAGUGAAUUCACCCCGAAGCGACCGCUUCGCAAGGCGCGCAGUCGCAGUAAAUACUCGAUUGAGGGCAGCCAGGACAUCCCGCAGGAUGGCGGGAGCAGCAUCCAGUAUUUCGACGACGACGAGGAGUACCUUCGGCCCCCGGUGAGGGAGGAACAGGUCACGGAGUCGGAGCAGGCACUCAACAAUCUCGAUUUCGGCGGCAAGGCAGCGGCGAUGAUUCAGGAGGAACUGGAGCUGGAGCGACAGAAACCGCGUCCGCAGGCACCGAGGCGCCAGAAGAAACGCACAAGGGACGAGGCGUCCGUUGAAAAGGACGCCGACUCCUUCAUCAAUGGCUUCGGUGGUAGAUCAGUAUCGAACACCUUUUUGCAGCCACACGAAGAUGUAAUUGUUUAUCGCACUGAACACGAAUAUCGUCACAUACCGCUAGCCACGCCGGAUAGAUUUACGGAUGCCGGUUCGGCACGUACCCAGCGUUCCGAAGAUGACCGAACCUCUCGCGGCGCCGACUCCCUGAUCCUAGACGGGCAGAUCAAGUCCCGACCAGAGCCGGAGGACAACGAAGAUGCGGUUCCCCGCACGAAGAGCGACGAGAAGUUCGUGAUCGACAUGCUGGAGAGCGAUGGCUAUGCGGUGGUCCGUAAGGAGCCGCUCCCCAAGCCGACGCCACCUGCCCGCCGAAAGAAGUUCACCCGGUCACCGGGCGAGCGGUUUGCCACUCUGCCCAGCAUCCGUGGCUCUAGGGGAUCACCACCGCCGGCUCGUCCACCGCCGCCACAGCAGUAUGUACCCACGGAGGACUCGCCGUUGGUGCCACGUCGCAGAUCUGCGACCAGCCUGGACGAGAUUCCCCAGAUGAUCAAGUCGAACUACGAGUCGCAGAAGGUGCAGCCGGCCAAGGAGGAGGAGGAUGACUACGAGGAGCCGGGUGCUCUGGAUCGCUCCAAUCUGCAGUCGGGUGCUGUUAUCAACAAGAUGAAGUUCCGACCGCUGCCGCCGCCACCGCGUCCUCCGCGUGAAAAGCGCUCCACCCGAGCGGGAAGCCAGAACUUGGACAGCUACGAUGAGAGCGAGCAGGUGGCCAGCUCCAGCCAGGCGGAUAGCUACGACCAGGGUGAGUUUGAGGUGGAGGUGUCCACCCAGACGGAUCCGCUGCCCGAUGACUUCGUGUGCGAGGAGUUCGAGAUCACCGAGGACAUGAAGAUCAUUGAGCCGCGAUGCUCCAAUGGAUCGACGGGUAACAAAACCCUUGAGGAUCUGCUGCGCAGUGUGGAGGCGGCCCAGGAGCAGGACGUGGUGGAUGGUGGGCGAGUCCUGUCCGAGGACGAGCAGCUGGCCAAGGGCUUGCAGCGAUUCCGGGAUGCCAAUCAGCGCAGCAUGUCGGAGCGAUCGCGGGCAUCUUCGCAGGCGGAUCGUUCCAAGUCGCUGAGUCGUCCGCAGACGCCUUCCUCGGCGGUCAUCAUUGAGCGCCGGGUGCCCACUCCCAGCUUAACGGCUGGCGAGGAUGAUGCCACGGUGCAGGCCUCCUUGAUUGUGCGGCCCAUCAGUGAGGCCGACUUGGUGGACGAUGAUCUGCGGCGCGAGGAGGAGGAACUGCGUCGCGAGGGCUUGCUCUCCGACAGCUCGGUGCAGAGUAAAUCCGAUGUCGAGGAUGAGCACGGUGAGGUGGCCCUGAGUGAUUAUGCUCCGAGUACCGCGGACUUGGAUGCGGCGGUGGAGCAACUGCAGCAGGCUCAGCUGGAAAGCGACUACGAAAGCCGUUUGGAGGAUGACGAAGUGGAGCGAACUCUCAGGGACAGCGAAUACGAGGAGGAGAAGUACUCGGAACAGGAGGAAGAUCACGAGGAGAUAGCCGAACUCGAGAAGGAACUGACCGAGCAGGAACUGGACGAGGCUCUGGAAAAGGAGCUACAGGAAGCCAUGGAGAAGGAGCUCUCCGACUACCGCCAAAAGGAAAAGGAGCAGGAGCAGGAACAGGCCUUCUCCGAGGAGGAGUUGGCUGCCUCCGAGAUCGACUAUCACCAGUCGGAGGAGGAACAGGCCACCUCCGAGGUGGACUAUCACCCAUCCGAGGACGAACAUCCGCUGUCCGAACCGGAACAACCUCUUUCCGAGGAGGAGCGCACACUAUCCGAUACGGAACAACCCCCAUCUGAGCCAGAAGUCCUUGCAGUCGAAGAAACCAUUCAGAAAUCCACCGCUAGCGAACCCACCGAGGCCGAAGUUGAGCUCAAAUUCGUGGCCACUUUGCCCACCGAACCCGCUUUCGACGACCACGAGGAGGUGCUGGAGGAGGCCCCCUUGCCACCACCACGCCGCAGGUCCACCACCGCCUUGGAACCCCUCGCCGCCACUGCUCUAACCAUUGCCGAACAGUCCAGCCGGGAAGUUACCCCCAUCCAGACGGUGCAAUCCCCGCCAGAACCGCAGAUUCCCAGCCACCUGGCCGAACUGGAGGUGGAACGACUGCGCGUGCAUGCCCUGCAGGCUGGCCAAAUCCAAGUGUCGCAGCUCCAUGGCGGCCAGAUUAAAGCUGACGAUCUGCAGUGCAAGUCUGGCCAGUUGGUUGUGCAGAACAUCGAACUGCCGCCGGGUUUCAUAGAUGACAUUGUGGAGCGUGUGCGGGAGCAGCGUCCCGCGUUGCUGACCACCGAAACGCAGACAAGCCGACAGGCGAGCAGUGAACCCGCCACCUCCGAGAAGGAGCAACCGAUCAAGCCACCGCGUCACAGCAAGACCACCGAGCAGUCGCCACCAAUCGCCAAUUCGGACGAGCAGACCCAAACCGAGGCGGGUCUGCUGCCACUGCCUCCACCGCCGGCGGCCUAUCCCAGCGUGGAGUAUCUGCAAUCCCUAGCUCCACUGGCCUUCUACAACCUGCAGCGCAGCGCGGAGGCGGAGCAGGCGGAGGCCGCAUCGGCGGCGAGCGAGCGAAAGGCACCGCACAAGUGUCGUCGUCGUCAUGUUCAGGAGCCCUUGGAGCCGGAGUCCGGUUCGGAGGCUGAGGAGCAGAUUGUGGAGCGACCACGCUCGCGAUCGCGACGCUCUCGCACUCGCAGCGCCACUCAGCCGCUGGAGGAGUACGACGAGGAGGAUCAGCCCAAGACGGUGGUCCAGGCAGGCCGACAAUUCCUCUCGGCCUGCAGUCUGGAGCUGGUGAACAUUAUCAACCAGCUGACGCACUACGUUCGCGGGCAGGCAGUGGAGCCACAGCAGGUGCCACACAACGUGUCCGCACUGGUGGUCCUCUUCAUCCUGAUCUCGUUCGGAGUGCUGGUCUUUUUGCUAACCGGGCGACAGGUGCACACGCAUCACUGGGACUACUUCAAUCCGCCCGGGAACGACCAUGGCCGGCAGACGUGAGGGACUGUUUUGGGGAGUCCCGUCAUCGUGGUUUUGCUAUCCUUUGGGGCGGUUUUGCAUUUUGGAGCAUCGAAUCUGGCCAGUAAAAUAAUCUGGCGGUGAAAGAAACGAAUUUAAACGCGGCCAGGUGUCCGCUUGAAACUUGAAGGCCUUAAUGUUACUAACGAGAAAUUACUUUAGGAGAUGUGCGCCAUUGGGGGCGUUUUUGAGGGCGAGGGGCGUGCCCGUGUUACUAGUCACAAAGAAACCAACAAACAAUCGAAACCAGAAUCCCAGUUCAAUGAUCCAUCAUCAAACACAUACCGACAUCUAACUUGUACUAACCAAAAGAUAUAAAGGGAACAUUUUUCACCAUUGUCUACCAACGAUAUAGAGAUAUGUCUAUAUAAAACAACAAAGCAGCAGAAGCAACGACCAUGUAUUAACUAUGUACUUAACACAUGUAGCUAUGUACAUAGACGUUAUCAGUUUCAUGCGCCAAAGGAGCGAGGACCACUAAUCCAAUAAACACUUAUUUUGUUUGCUCAUUUUUUCUACCACAUAAGGCAAAGCGAGAGAUUCAGUUGUUGAACAAAUUGUUGUUUAAUUUAGACCAAAAAUGUAGGAAUUAAUAUACAAAACAUACACUCUUUUUCAUUGAAUUCAUUUGAACGUUAUAAAUUGAAAUGCGAGUACUUAGCCAGAAAGUGAACAUAUAUACAUAAAUAUAUAGAAGCGUAUUUUCAAUAAAGCAAAAUGAUAUAAAAUAAA